This is a messenger RNA of Durio zibethinus, 2495 nucleotides long. RefSeq lists its product as uncharacterized. Lineage: Eukaryota; Viridiplantae; Streptophyta; Magnoliopsida; Malvales; Malvaceae. Gene Ontology annotation, biological process: response to endoplasmic reticulum stress. Gene Ontology annotation, molecular function: protein binding. The record is from RefSeq and is a predicted model, not a curated record.
AUAUAUUUUCAAUCCUCCAAUUUAUUUGCUCUUUCAGUUUACUUAAUUAAUCAAAAUCUUUUAUCAAAAGUAGAUGUGCACUUCUUUAAAUAAUAUUUCGUUUUGUUUUGUUAAAAGUACAACAGAAUAGAAGAGAGCAGGCCAGGCGGUUCUUGUUUCUCCUCCAACCCUUUCUCUGUGUUUUGCUGCAAACCCAACAGUCACUCAAACGUUACUCUCCACUAAUGCUGGCGGGAAGGAAACCGCAGACUUUCCCAGUUAAUGGAAAUGCACCUUCUACUCCAAAUCUGACCAACAGCAUUGUGGCUGCUAGAAAUCUGAGGAAGAGUCAGCUAGGGGGUGUCAUAUUUGGUUGCAAGAACAGCACCUACAAAGAGUGUCUAUCCAGCCAGCUUUUUGGCUUACCUUCUCAACACUUUUCAUAUGUUAAGAACAUAGAUCCAGGAUUGCCAUUGUUUCUGUUCAACUACAGUGAUCGGAAGCUACACGGAAUCUUUGAGGCUGCUAGCCAUGGUCAGAUGAACAUUAACCCAUAUGGAUGGACUACUGAUGGUUCAGAGAAAACGCAAUAUCCUGCGCAAGUUCAGAUUCGUGUUCGACUACAAUGCCAACCUCUGCUUGAAGAACAGUUUAGGCCUAUUAUUGCAGGCAAUUACUACUGUUCUAAUCAUUUCUGGUUUGAGUUAGACCAUGCUCAAACAAGUAAAUUGCUGUCUUUAUUAGCAUCUUUAGCAGUUUCUCCAAGCACUUAUCUACCUCAAAAUACAGCAAAGUGGAGAUAUAUCUUCCAAGCUCUUCCUUCAACUUGCACCAAAGGGGAAGGUGAAGGUGAAGGAUUUAGACCACUUGCUCCUGAGAUGGAGCAUUCUAAUCACUCAAGUGGAAAAUUGGAUACAGAUGUUUAUUUUGAUGAAGUAAAAGUAGCAGAUGAAGGAUUUAAGUUCUCAGCUUCAGAGGUUGAGCAUUUUAGUCAAUCAAGUGGAAAAUCAGAUUCUACAGAUUCUGCUCCUUUUGAUUCGCUGGAAACUCAGGUAGAUGCAAAGACAACAGGACAAGAUGAGAAAGACCUUAUUUUGACUAAACUGAAAGAACUGGCUCAAAAGCGUAGAGAUCAAGAUGUUUCUUUGUCGGAAAAUGUGGAAGAUUCCACUCGUACGAAAGAGACACACUUUGAAGAAAAGGGGUUUUUAAGGGAGCAAAUGGAUUUGGUGCAGAAGAAUGAAGACCCUGCCUGUUCUUCAUCUCAUUGUCAAUCCACUAUAGCUCAGUUGGUUCAAGGGAUUGAAGAGCUCAGGACAUUUAAAGAAGAACAAUGCGUGAAGAUGAUUCAAAUGGAGCAAAAACUCGUUGCAGCAGAAAUGGAAAUUCAACAGCUGAAAGAUCGUUGUCUGAUGUUGGAAUCCUUGUCCAAUUAUUCUGUGGAACAUGUUAAUGGAAAGGCAAUUGAGCCCUCUGAGGAGCUGCAAUUGGAUCCUACAGAGUCAAUUUUUUUAGUGGGAGGAUAUGAUGGUGAAUCGUGGUUGUCAGCACUGGAUUCUUAUUUCCCAUCUCAAGAUGUGAUAAAAUCUGUUCAACCGAUGAGUUCUGUCCGUUCAUACGCUUCAGCUGCACAGUUGAACGGUGAGCUUUAUGUCUUCGGCGGAGGUGAUGGUUAUUCAUGGUAUGAUACAGUUGAAUCAUACAGCCCAUCAAGUGAUCAGUGGACCCUCUGCCCUUCGCUAAAGGAGAAAAAGGGAAGCUUAGCUGGAGCUGCAUUGGAUGGCAAAAUAUUUGCCAUUGGCGGCGGGAAUGGGGUUGAAUGCUUUUCAGAUGUUGAAAUGCUUGACUUUGUUGUCGGACGAUGGAUCAACGCUCGCUCAAUGCUACAAAAGCGAUUUGCUCUUGCUGCCAUGGAACUUAAUGGUGCAAUUUAUGCUACUGGUGGAUAUGAUGGGAAUGAUUACUUGAAUUCUGCCGAAAGAUUUGACCCCAGAGAGCAUUCGUGGACCAAAAUUGCAAGCAUGAGCACAAAGAGGGGCUGCCAUUCACUGGUUGUGUUGGAUGAAAAACUAUAUGCUAUUGGCGGUUUUGAUGGUACUAAAAUGGUUCCAAGUGUUGAAAUAUUUGAUCCACGUCUCGGAUCAUGGACAAGUGGGGACCCAAUUAACCAACCUAGGGGAUAUGCAGCUGCAGCUGUUGUAAAAGGAUCAAUAUACGUUAUUGGAGGUCUGAGAGCCGGUGAAGACAUUGUAGACUCGGUGGAAUGUUUCAAGGAGGGUGAGGGCUGGCAAGUGAAAACCACCGAGGCUGUGGGUAAAAGGUGCUUCUUAUCAGCUAUUGUUUUUUGAAGUUAUAAACAUAAAAGCAUGCAUGGCUUAGGUGGAAGAAGCGUAUAUAUAAUAGUUUCACUGGCCAUUGAUGAAACACUUAUCUAAGCUAAAUUAUUUAAGUCCAUGGGAUGAAACCAACUAAUAUAUAUUUUGUUAAAACGUGAAAAAUACAAACUCAUAAAUCAA